Molecule: messenger RNA, 4240 nt
Organism: Bufo bufo (common toad)
Lineage: Eukaryota; Metazoa; Chordata; Amphibia; Anura; Bufonidae
Product: kielin/chordin-like protein
Exons: 28
Coding region: 78-3053 (991 amino acids)
Cellular component (GO): extracellular matrix
Source: RefSeq, a predicted model, not a curated record
GCACAUGGACUGAGGAUUGCCAGAAAUGCACUUGCCUAGACAGCGCUGUAAUUACAUGUCAGCGGAUCCCUUGUCCUAUGGUCAUACCACUAACAUGCAAUCAACCAGGAUAUCAGCUCAAGAGGGUUGAAAAUCCAGAUAAACCUUGCUGUAUCAUAAACCAGUGCGUGUGCAAUGUAAGUUUAUGCGGUCCACUACUAAGCUCAUGCUCAAGCGGUUAUAAGCCUAUUUUCUCACUGACUGGAUGCUGUGUGAAAGUUACUUGUGUUCCAGAGACUGACAUCUCAAUAACCACCUCUGUGGCCAGCCGUUCAAGUGGAGGAGUGUGCAUUAUUAACAAUUUACAGUACACGGAAGGACAAUCUGUUUAUGCCCCCGAUGACAAUUGCUCAUAUUAUAAGUGCAUGAUGUCAAAUGGACAACUUGUUACAGUUACAAUUUACGAGCUCUGCGAACAUUACAGCUCAAGUGACUGCAAUUAUGGUGAGGAGUAUGUGCCGCCUACCAACCAGUGCUGCGGAAAGUGUGUCCAAAAAUCCUGUGUUGUCAUUACAGCAAACGGAACUGCUAUACUUCUGAACGAAGGAAAAUCACUUUCUUCCCCUGAUGACAAAUGUACAACUUAUAAAUGUGUGAAGUCAAGCGGACAACUUGUUACAGUUACAGAAAAAGAGACCUGCCAAUAUAGAAGCUCAAAGGACUGUAAAUAUGGUGAGGAGUAUGUGCCACCUACGAACAAGUGUUGCGGACAGUGUGUCCAAAAAUCUUGUGUUUUUAUGACACCAAGCGGAGACCUUAAGCCUCUGAAGGAAGGAGAAUCUUUUACUUCCCCUGAUGACAAAUGUACAACUUAUAAAUGUGUGAAGUUAGGUGGACAACUUGUUACAGUUACAGAAAAAGAGACCUGCCAAUAUAGCAGCUCAAAGGACUGUAAAUAUGGUGAGGAGUAUGUGCCACCUACGAACAAGUGUUGCGGACAGUGUGUCCAAAAAUAUUGUGUUUUUAUGACACCAAGCGGAGACCUUAAGCCUCUGAAGGAAGGAGAAUCUUUUUCUUCCCCUGAUGACAAAUGUACAACUUAUAAAUGUGUGAAGUUAGGUGGACAACUUGUUACAGUUAUAGAAAAAGAGACCUGCCAAUAUAGAAGCUCAAAGGACUGUAAAUAUGGUGAGGAGUAUGUGCCACCUACCAACCAGUGCUGUGGACAGUGUGUCCAAAAAUCCUGUGUCGUUACUACAGCAAAUGGAACUGCUAUACUUCUGAACGUAGGAGAAUCACUUUCUUCCCCUGAUGACAAAUGUACAACUUAUAAAUGUGUGAAGUCAAGCGGACAACUUGUUACAGUUACAGAAAAAGAGACCUGCCAAUAUAGAAGCUCAAAGGACUGUAAAUAUGGUGAGGAGUAUGUGCCACCUACCAACCAGUGCUGCGGACAGUGUGUCCAAAAAUCCUGUGUCGUUACUACUACAAAUGGAACUGCUAUACUUCUGAACGAAGGAGAAUCACUUUCUUCCCCUGAUGACAAAUGUACAACUUAUAAAUGUGUGAAGUCAAGCGGACAACUUGUUACAGUUACAGAAAAAGAGACCUGCCAAUAUAGAAGCUCAAAGGACUGUAAAUAUGGUGAGGAGUAUGUGCCACCUACCAACCAGUGCUGCGGACAGUGUGUCCAAAAAUCCUGUGUCGUUACUACAACAAAUGGAACUGCUAUACUUCUGAACGAAGGAGAAUCACUUUCUUCCCCUGAUGACAAAUGUACAACUUAUAAAUGUGUGAAGUCAAGUGGACAACUUGUUACAGUUACAGAAAAAGAGACCUGCCAAUAUAGAAGCUCAAAGGACUGUAAAUAUGAUGAAGAGUAUGUGCCACCUACCAACCAGUGCUGUGGACAGUGUGUCAAAAAAUCAUGUGUUUUUAUGACUCCGAGCGGAGACCUUAAGCCUCUGAAUGAAGGAGAAUCUUUUUCAUCCCCGGGAGACAUCUGUACAACUUAUAAAUGUGUCAAGUCAGGUGGACAACUUUUUACAGUUACAGAAAAAGAGACCUGCCAAUAUAACAGCACAAGUGACUGUAAAUAUGGGGAGAAGUAUGUGCCACCUACCAACCAGUGCUGCGGGCAGUGUGUCCAAAAAUAUUGUGUUUUUACAACACAGGCCGGGGUUACAAAGCUUCUUAAUGAAAGUGAUGUAUUCAUGGAUGGACCGUGUACAGAAUAUCAGUGUGUUAAUAUAAAUAAUCAACUUAUGGCACUUUCUUCAACAAAGAUUUGCGAUUCUGACUGUGGUCCGGGUGAAACUUAUGAAAUUGCUGACAAAAAAGAAUGCUGUGGAAAAUGUGUCCAAAUAUCAUGUGUGUUUUUGACAUCUUUGAAUAAAACUACAACUUUACAGCCUGGACAAUCUUUGAUUGACCCCGUUAAUGUGUGUAUAGUCUAUACUUGUAUCAGUGUAAAUAAUCAGCUUUUUACUGAAGUGGAAAAGAAGACAUGUAAAUACGAGAGUGCUCAGGAUUGCCUGGUGGGCGAGGUGUAUAAAGCUCCCAGUAACGAGUGCUGUGGUGACUGUAUCCCGUCAGCAUGCAGCAUUGUAAUGUCAAAUGGAACAAGUACAGUUUUGAAGCCAGGGGAAUCGUUGCAAUCAUUGACAGACAAAUGUGUAUCUUAUGAUUGCUUGAAAUCCAAUGGAACGUUCCUGUCUGUUUUAAAUAAUAAAACGUGUGAAUCUGUGAAUUCAGAAGACUGUGAAACAGGCAUUAUUGAAGUGAACCCAGAUGGCUGUUGUUCAAAAUGCAAGGCUCCAAAGAAUUGCACACUUCAAGUUGGGCCUGUGUCUCUUCUUAGUGGGGAUUGUCAACUCAAUAUAACUAUUCCAUACUGUACUGGAUCCUGCUCAUAUCCUACAUCGAUGAUAACAAUGAAACCUGAAUGCAAGUGCUGCACAAGUCUCAGCUCAAGCGAAAAAACUGUGAAUGCAAAAUGUAACAAUGGAACUGAAAUUUCUUAUACAUAUGAUCACAUUGAGAAGUGUGGCUGCAGCACUCUUGCAUGUGUUUAACUCUGUACACUAGCAGCUACUUUUGUAUGUUCUUCCGACUGAAGGCUUAUGCGUACUAUAUUUCUAGCAUUCUCAUACAGUUCUGCUCAUCUUCAUAAAUUAAUAUUUUAAUUCUUAUCCAUUAACAUCAUUUACUAAAUUCAUAUCUUAUCAUUUCUAUAGAUUAAUUAGCAAAUAUAUAAAAAUGUGUACAUUCUACCAAGUCCUAUUACAUAUUCCUAACCUGAGCUGCCCUGCCAAACAUACUCGUUCAUGACUAUGUGACAAAAAGUGAGGUUAUGAUGUACAAUAAUUAUGCCUCAUCGCUAACUCAUGAUUUAAGUUCCAUCUCUUACAAUUGAAUUUUAAGUCCUAACAGGACAAUUGCAGUAUGCAUAAUAAUAUCUUGAGGAUAUAUCUGAUGAAGCAAUAGUGUUCAGGGUUUUAAAAAAAAAAAAAAAUGUUCACUGCAUAAAGAAAUCUAGGUUUCCAUUUGCAAAUGAAAGAACUAUGAGUUUGAAUUAAUAAAGUAAUUUAGAUACAAUAAAUGAAAUACUCUGGUAAACAAUUACAUUUUAAACUUAUAAAAGAAUGCCAAUAACCCCAUAAAAUAGAAAAUACUCAAUAUAUAAUCAUACGUCAUUUAUUGAAUAAUACAUAUAAUUAACAAUACAUCAUAUCAAAUUAUUGAGGCCAAAUAAUUACAUUUUACAGAAAAGUUGGUUGGACAUAUGUGAGCUACCUUGUUUACCUCCUUAUAUUUAUCAGCAAGGAGUAAAGAAACAGCAAAGAUAUAAAUUAUUUGACAUUAGUAUGAUAUCUGUAUAAUAUAUCAAACCCAAUACUAUAGGAGGUGCAGAUGUUGUGGUGGGAAGCCAAAAGAUAUCAAAAUAUGUUGUUGGAUAGAACCCUAAGCAUGUACCAGGGUUGGUACAUACUGAUAUGUACGGUGAUUUAUUUGUGAAUUGUGAUUUCUAAUUAAUACAGUAUCUCCCCCAUGUAAAUGGCUGUAUAUGGAGAAAAAAAAACCUCAACCACCAGGGCCCAGGAGAACCUAUGAUACAGACUGCUAGAUAUAUGAAUUUUAAGAACAUUCAUUUUGUUCAUUAUUGUGAUAAAUCAAUAUCUAACUUGCAUGCAAAUUAUUAUAAAAUUGAUGCUCAUCUGAUUUGAACUUUUGUUGAUUUUACAAUACUCAAUAAAACUGA